Messenger RNA from Gekko japonicus, 2906 nucleotides. Its product is annotated as solute carrier family 12 member 3-like. Gene Ontology annotation, biological process: chloride ion homeostasis; cell volume homeostasis; sodium ion homeostasis. Gene Ontology annotation, cellular component: membrane. The record is from RefSeq and is a predicted model, not a curated record. The transcript is spliced from 25 exons. Gene Ontology annotation, molecular function: sodium:potassium:chloride symporter activity. NCBI's taxonomy places the organism in Eukaryota, Metazoa, Chordata, Lepidosauria, Squamata, Gekkonidae.
AUGGAUGCCUGCCCCCGAUAUGAAUUUUACGCCCUCUCAGCACCGCCUGGACGUCGAAAGAUUCGGCCUACGCUUGACAUGCUCAGAAAUGCAACACUGGACAAAGGACAAACCUUCCCCGGAAGUCCAGACUCUGAUGAUCCCAGCAAGGAAGAUGUGGAGAAAGAGGGGGACGAUAAGGAUGUGGAAGCUGACAAACCAAAAUCAGAACCUAUCCGGUUCGGCUGGGUGACGGGCGUCAUGAUCCGGUGCAUGCUGAACAUUUGGGGCGUGAUCCUUUACCUGCGUUUGCCAUGGAUAACUGCACAGGCUGGUAUAGGGCUGACCUGGCUGAUCAUUUUAAUGUCGGCAGUGGUGACCAGCAUCACUGGCCUGUCCAUUUCCGCCAUCUCCACCAACGGCAAGGUCAAAGCAGGGGGCACUUACUUCCUCAUCUCACGUAGCUUGGGUCCGGAGCUUGGUGGCUCCAUUGGGCUUCUCUUCUCCUUCGCCAACGCCGUUGCCGUGGCUAUGCACGUGGUGGGCUUUGCCGAAACUGUCAAGGAUCUCCUGGUGGAGUUCGAUGUGGAGAUGUCUGACCCAGUGAACGACAUACGCAUCGUGGGUGUGAUCACCACCACUCUUCUGCUUGGCAUUACCUUCGCUGGCAUGGAAUGGGAAGCAAAGGCUCAGAUUGUCUUCUUCAUUGUCAUCAUCUUAUCUUUCAUCAGCUACUUCAUCGGAACCAUUAUCCCAGUCUCCAAAGAGCAGCAGUCUAAGGGACAUUUCGGCUAUAAAAGCGACAUCUUCUUGCAAAACAUCGUGCCUGAAUGGCGGGGAGAGGACGGAAGUUUCUUCGGCAUGUUCUCCAUCUUCUUCCCUUCAGCUACUGGCAUCCUGGCUGGUGCCAAUAUCUCCGGAGACCUCAAGGACCCUGAAGCGGCCAUCCCUCAAGGAACGCUGAUGGCUAUUUUCUUGACCACCAUGACCUACUUGGCCAUCGCUGCCACCAUAGGUGCUUGCGUGAUCCGCAACGCCAGUGGCAACCUGAACGACACCAUGAUGGCCACCAACUUCACAGGGGAUUGCGUCGGCUUGGGCUGUGGCUAUGGGUGGAACUUCACCGAGUGCGCCUUGAAUGGGACCUGCAAAUACGGGCUGGCCAAUGACUACCAGGCGAUGAGCAUGGUGUCGGCGUUCAGUCCCCUGAUCACGGCCGGGAUUUUUGCUGCCACCCUGUCCUCUGCUUUGGCGUGCUUUGUCUCUGCUCCCAAGGUCUUCCAGUGCCUCUGCCAGGACAACCUCUACCCCUUCAUUGGCUUCUUCUCCAAGGGAUAUGGGAAGAACAAGGAGCCUCUCAGGGCCUACGGCUUGACCUACCUCCUGGCUAUCGCCUUCGUCCUCAUUGCUGAGCUCAACACCAUCGCCCCCAUCAUCUCCAACUUCUUCCUCUGCUCGUAUGCCCUCAUCAACUUCAGCUGCUUCCAUGCCACCAUUACGAACUCUCCAGGCUGGAGACCUUCCUUCCGCUACUUCAGCAAAUGGACCGCCCUCUUCGGGUCCAUCAUCUCUGUGGUCAUCAUGUUCCUGCUGUGGGCAGCCCUCAUCGUGGUCGGGGUCAUCGUCGUGAGCUUGGCGUACGUCACCUACAAGAAACCAGAUGCAAACUGGGGUUCCUCAGUGCAGGCUGGCACCUACAGCAUGGCCCUGUCAAACGCCGUGAACCUGGUCAAUGUAGAAGAUCACGUCAAGAACUUCCGGCCACAAUGUAUGGUCCUCUCAGGCCCACCCAACUUUCGGCCAGCCCUGGUGGACUUUGCUGGCGCCUUCACUAAGGGUGUGAGCCUCAUGAUUUGUGGAAACGUCCUUGAGGAGCAAGGCGCGUCGUCCACCAACGAUCACGACGACCAGGUCCAGUGGAUGAGCUCGCGGAAGGUCCGCUCGUUCUACUCCUGCAUCACGACGUCCGAUCUGAGAGCGGGGGCCAGGAACCUCAUGCAGGUCUCAGGCCUGGGCCGUCUCAAGCCCAACACCGUCGUCCUGGGCUACAAGCAGAACUGGCAGGUGGACAGUCCCCACAACCUGGAGAGUUACGUGGGCAUAAUACAUGACGCUUUCGACAUCAGCGCCGGCGUGUGCGUGCUCCGGAUGCGCGACGGGCUGGAUGUGUCACGGAAGGUGAAGGCCCAUGGUGGGUUGCCUCCAGGAAAGGGCCAGGGCGGUUCUUGCACCGCCCCUCCAGGAACCUACCUGGGGUGGCUUGCAAAAGAAAAACUAGUAACAUCAAAAGAGUAAACGACCGUGUUCCAGGGCAAGCAGAAGAAGAAGAACAUCGACAUAUACUGGCUGUUCGAUGAUGGCGGGCUGACGCUUCUCAUCCCCUACCUCCUCACCCGCCGAAAACGCUGGAGCCGUUGCAAAGUCCGGGUCUUCAUCAGUGGGCAGAUCGCCAAUGCUGAACAGCAAAGAGAAGAGAUCCAGUUUUUGUUGAACAGGUUCCGCCUGGGCUUCCACGAGGUUGUGGUGCUGCCAGAAAUAAAGUGGAAGCCAGAGGAGACGAGUCUCAAAGAGUUCGAGGAUCUGAUAGCCCCGUUUCGCUUCAACGAAGGCCAGAAAGGCCAAGCAGCCGUGGAAGAGAUGAGAAAGGACGCGCCCUGGAAAGUCAGCGAGGAAGACCUCAGAAUCUACAAGAAAAAGACCGAACAGCACAUCCGCCUUCACGAGAUCCUUCAGGAUCAUUCACGCAACGCGGCCCUGAUCGUCAUGAGCCUUCCGGUAGUCGGGAAAGGGGCCUGCCCGAGCUCACUCUACAUGGCCUGGCUGGAGACCGUCUCCAAGGACCUCCAUCCACCCGUCGCUUUCAUCCGGGGUAACCAGCAGGAUGUACUGACGCUUUACUGCCAGUAGAGGGCAGCACCACUUCAAGA